Molecule: messenger RNA, 2704 nt
Organism: Menidia menidia (Atlantic silverside)
Lineage: Eukaryota; Metazoa; Chordata; Actinopteri; Atheriniformes; Atherinopsidae
Source: the annotation of a GenBank genome assembly
UGCUCCAAAGCCGAUAUGCCGGAUUCCUUUUUCCUAGCUGCCCGAGGCAAGGUGACCUAUCAGGAACACACACACACACACACACACACACACACACACACACACACCUGGAAUGUUAUACCUGACCUGAGCAGGGCUGUCUGCGGGCUGUAAUGAGCAGCAGAGUGGAACCCUAACCGGGCUCUCCCCGCCUUCACCUUCAAGCUCCGACAAACCUCUCCACGUCGGAGACGUUUGCACAAAAACAAACGCCUGCGUUUCGUCUCAUUUUGGACGUUGAGGGGCCAUGGUGGAGGGGAAGCCCUACCGGUACGGGCUGAUAGUGGCCGGCCUGUGCGUGGUGGCGCUCGGCCUCUUCGUCAUGACCCAGGAGCGGCCGCAGGUCUACGCCACGCUGUGGGUGAUGGGCGCCACCAUGGUGUGCGCCGGGACGGCCUGGAGCCUCUGCCAGUGCUAUCCUAAGGUCAUCGUGACUCCCGAGAUUGCCAAGGAGCGUCUGGAAGGGCUGGCGAAAGAUGAAAGGGCCCAGCCAAGUUCCCGCGGCCAAGAACUGAGCAGCAGCAUUCUUCCUCCUGAGGCGCGGAGGGGGUGCGCAGUGGAACAUCUGGAGAAGUCGGAGCGGAGCGUAAACUUGCCUCUGGUUCCAUUCAGCCUUCGAGGUGCGCAGAGAGCCGGAGAGGUGCGCAGAAUGGCUCGCGCCGCGCUCUGGAUCGGCUGGACGCUGUGUUUGGCCGCGUCUCUGGCCGUGUGCGCGCAGGACUACACGGAGGAGGACGACGAAAUGAUCCUGGACCUGAUCCGGGAGGACGGGACUCAGCCCGAGACCGGAGAGGAGCCGGCGGCAGAGUUCCUCAGGUGCAACAAGGAGGCAUGGCGCAUCCCCGGCCAGUACCUGGUCAUCCUGCAGCCGGGGACGCACGAGUCCCAGGUCCAGAGGACCACCCGGAGGCUGAGGGCCAAAGCGGCCCGGAGGGGCUACCUGGUGGACAUCCUGCGGACCUACUCCGGAGCCCUGCAGGGAUUCUUGGUCAAAAUGAGCCGGGAUGUCCUUCAUCUGGCCGUGAGGCUCCCCCACGUCCAGUACGUGGAGGAGGACUCGUCCAUCUUCGCUCAGAGCGCCCCCUGGAACCUGCAGAGGCUCCUGCAGCCCUACGGGGGCAUCUCCGAGAACGGCACCUACAGCCCCCCCAAUGACGGCGGGCUGGCCCAGGUGUAUCUGAUGGACGGCGGCGUGCAGAGCUCCCACAGGGAGGUGGAAGGACGGGUGCUGAUCACGGACUUCGACAGCGUCCCCGAGGAGGACGGGGUCAGAGUUCACAGACAGGCCAGCCAGUGCGACAGCCACGGCACGCACCUGGCCGGCGUCCUGACCGGGACGGACUCCGGGGUGGCGCCCGGCGCCGCGGUCAGCCUGGUGCGCGUGCUGAACUGUCAGGGGAAGGGCAGCGUGUCGGGAGCGCUGGCAGGGCUGGAGUACAUCCGGGCGGCGCUGCUGGCCCGUCCGGCGGCCGGCGGCGUGGUGGUCCUGCUGCCCUUCGCCGGCGGCUCCAGCCGCUCGCUGAACGCGGCCUGCAGAGAGGCGGUGGCCGGCGGCGCCGUGCUGGUGGCCGCCGCCGGGAACUACAGGGACGACGCCUGCCGCUACUCGCCCGCCUCCGAGCCCGAGGUCAUCACAGUGGGGGCGGUCAACUCGGCCGACCAGCUCAUGUCCCAGGGGGCCGGCGGGACCAACUUCGGCCGCUGCGUGGACCUGUUCGCGCCGGGCGACGACGUGGUCAGCGCCAGCAGCGACUGCAGCACCUGCUUCACCUCCCGCAGCGGCAGCUCGCAGGCCGCCGCGCACGCCGCCGGUGUGGCGGCGGUGCUGCUGUCGUCCAAUCGGAUGGCGUCUCCGGUGCAGGUCCUGCAGACGAUGCUGCACCACUCGGUCAGCAACGCCAUCAACCUCCUGUCCCUACCCGAGACACACCGCCUCACCACUCCCAACCUGGUGGCAGCCAUGGCGACCGCCGGCGCCCCGUCAGGCGGGGAGCUCUUGUGCCGCUCGGUGUGGUCCGAGAGGUCGGGGCUGGCCAGCGAGGACCGGGUGGCCGCCCGCUGCCGGCUGGGGGAGGAAAUGAUGGGCUGCAGCGGCUACUCUCCGGACGGCGUCCGGGGCGGGGAAACCAUCGCCGUGAGCGGCGGGCGUAUGGAGUGCGUGGCGGUCAACGGGCCGGCGGGGAACGGCGUGCACGCAGUGGCCCGCUGCUGCGCCGUAGCCGGCCUCCAGUGCCAGGCCCACGCCAGCGCCCGGCCGGGGGGGGACGCCCAGUGCACCGGCCAGCAGCACCACCUGACGGGGUGCACCACGUGGUCAGAGUCCGAGGUCCUGUCCGACUCGCGGCCUCGCCACGGCCUGGGGGGGCGCUGCGAGGCGCCGGAGGGCGUGGCGUCCCACGCCGUCUGCUGCCACGCCCCCGCCCUCCAGUGCCAGCUGCUGGAGGACACAUCUGCACAGAGCGAGCAGAUGGAGCUGGCCUGCCCCGCCGGCUGGACCCUCACAGACUGCAGCGCCGUCUCUCAGGGCUCCGCGGUCGCAGGGCCGGUCGCCAAGGGCAACAGUUGCCGCGUGCGCAGCAUCACGGGGCUCGGGGGGGCCGCGGCCGUCGCCGUCUGCUGCCGCGUGGCGCCCCCCCGGCAGCCCGCCCCGUCCUCCUCCCCCUGA